UCUGCCCGAAUGCCUUCUUUCACCCCCUUCGACAUCUCAAUUCACGACGAAAGUUUAGGUUCAAAGUCUGUCUUCUAUUAUUUAAUUAAAUCGUUUUAAGUGCCUUUUUCAUAAAGUAAUAUACAAACAUGGCUAGUUCUAAAAUAUUACGUGCACUUAAUUUCUUAAGAAACCGUAAGGACUUAUCACUUAUAACAGGUGUACAUAACAGAGGAUAUGCAGCAGCAGCAGCCAGCGAUGGUCACACUAAAUGUAAGAUAGUUGAUGGCGUUUAUGUUAUUACAUUGGACAGUCCAAAUGCCAAGGUAAACUCUCUAAAUGCAGCUGUAAUUGAAGAAGUAAAUAAGGUAAUUGGUGAAGUUGAAUCUAAUCCAGCCAUUCAAGCCGCUGUAUUAAUAUCAGGAAAACCUGGUUGUUUCAUUGCUGGUGCUGACAUUUCAAUGCUUGAAAAAUGUAAAACUAAAGAUGAAGUUGUGGCACUAUCAAAACGAGGUCAUGAAAUAUUUCGAAGAUUGGAAACAUCUAGAAAACCAUUUGUAGCAGCCAUUCAAGGCAGUUGCCUUGGUGGUGGUUUAGAAACUGCACUGGCUUGCCAUUAUCGCAUAGCUGUUAAAGACAAAAAGACUGGAUUUGGUUUACCUGAAGUAAUGUUAGGACUUUUGCCUGGUGGUGGAGGCACACAGAGAUUACCGGCUCUUACUUCGGUACCCACGACUUUGGACCUAGCACUCACGGGCAAAACUGUGAAAGCUGAUAAAGCUAAGAAGUUAGGAAUAGUUGAUUUGCUAGUAUCUCCUCUUGGACCUGGCAAAAGUCUACCUGAGGAGAAUACCAUAAAAUACUUAGAAACUGUAGCAAUACAAAUUGCCAGAGAUAUUGCUGCUGGAAAAAUUAAAGUAGAUAGGUCGAAAAAAGGUCUGGUUGAAAAGAUAACUGCAAAUGUUAUGAAAUUUGAAUUCGUUAAGAAUCUUAUAUUUAACAAGGCAAAGGAACAAGUUCUCAAGGCUUCCCGAGGCCUCUAUCCAGCGCCUCUUAAGAUUCUUGAAGUAGUACGAGUUGGAGUUGACAAGGGCCCAGCAGCAGGUUAUGAAGCAGAAGCACAAGGUUUUGGAGAAUUAGCAAUGACACCACAAAGCAAAGGUCUCUUCGGUCUUUUCAGAGGACAGACUGAGUGUAAGAAAAAUAGAUUUGGCAAAUCCCAGGUGGAUGUUAAAACGAUUGGUGUCUUAGGUGCAGGGUUGAUGGGAGCAGGCAUUGUUCAAGUAUCUAUAGAUAAAAAUUAUAAGGUAGUCUUGAAAGAUGCGACAAAUGCUGGUCUCUACAGAGGGGUGGGACAAAUACAAACCGGCUUAACUAAUGCAGUUAAGAGGAAAAGAAUCUCUUCAUUGGAAAAAGAUAGAUACUUAUCAAAUUUACAACCAACUUUGGAAUAUACUAAGUUUAGCAAUGUCGACUGUGUAAUAGAAGCUGUCUUUGAAGAUAUUAACAUUAAACAUAAAGUAAUCAAAGAACUAGAGGCUGUUGUUCCAAAACACUGUGUUAUUGCAACAAAUACAAGCGCCAUUCCCAUAACAAAAAUUGCUGCUGGAAGUAGCAGACCUGACAAAGUUAUUGGCAUGCAUUACUUCUCCCCUGUGGACAAAAUGCAGUUGCUGGAAAUCAUCCGUCACCCGGGAACAAGCGACGAUACAGCUGCAGCGGCCGUGGCUGUAGGAUUACGUCAAGGAAAAGUAGUCAUUACUGUUGGGGAUGGUCCCGGAUUUUACACCACGCGCAUUCUCUCAACUAUGUUGAGUGAAGCUAUACGACUACUACAAGAAGGUGUAGAUCCUAAAGAAUUGGAUAACAUGACCAGACAAUUUGGAUUCCCUGUGGGUGCAGCCACGCUAGCUGAUGAAGUUGGUAUUGAUGUGGGUGCCCAUAUUGCAGUAGAUCUUGCUAAGGCCUUUGGAGAACGUAUCGGAGGCGGUAAUUUGAACAUUAUGCAAGACUUAGUUAAAGCUGGUUUUAUGGGACGAAAAUCAGGCAAGGGUAUUUAUGUGUAUGAGAAAGGAACAAAGAACCGAGAUGUAAAUCAAGAAGUUGUACAAUUAUUGAAAGAUAAAUAUUCCUUGGAACCCCGCGGCGCCAACACAGUAGAAGAUCAACAGCUAAGAAUGGUGUCAAGAUUUGUGAAUGAAGCUGUUUUAUCACUGGAAGAAAAAAUCCUUCACAGUCCAUUAGAAGGUGAUGUUGGUGCUGUAUUUGGUCUUGGAUUCCCACCAUUUACUGGGGGCCCAUUCAGAUGGGUGGAUCAAUUUGGUGCUGAUAAACUAGUGAAGAAAAUGGAAGAAUAUCAAAGUCAUUAUGGAGCUCCCUUUAAGCCUGCUCAAACACUCGUAGACAUGGCCAAAGACAGCAGUAAAACAUUCUACAAAAAUUAAAGGUGUUAAUCACUUUAUAUAAGAUAUUUAUUUAUAUCCUGUACUUUUGAAAGUUAUAUUUAUGUACAUUAGUAACUUGACAUUUUACUGAAUGUCAUAAACUACUUGUCUUCCUCCUAAUUGAUUAAUUACUAGGAGAAUUUAUUUUAUGUAACAGAAAUGUCAGGCAUGACAAAGUUGGAAGAAUGAUCAUCAAUUUAUUUAUUAUGAAUAGUGUAACUGAGAUUGUUAAUAAAUUAUAAAUAUAUUGUGUUUA
Molecule: messenger RNA, 2679 nt
Organism: Achroia grisella
Lineage: Eukaryota; Metazoa; Arthropoda; Insecta; Lepidoptera; Pyralidae
Gene: Mtpalpha
Product: trifunctional enzyme subunit alpha, mitochondrial
Exons: 13
Coding region: 129-2423 (764 amino acids)
Biological process (GO): fatty acid beta-oxidation
Cellular component (GO): mitochondrion; mitochondrial fatty acid beta-oxidation multienzyme complex
Molecular function (GO): long-chain (3S)-3-hydroxyacyl-CoA dehydrogenase (NAD+) activity; NAD+ binding; enoyl-CoA hydratase activity
Source: RefSeq, a predicted model, not a curated record